Messenger RNA from Eucalyptus grandis, 3205 nucleotides. RefSeq names its product leucine-rich repeat receptor-like protein kinase TDR. Gene Ontology annotation, biological process: protein phosphorylation; hormone-mediated signaling pathway. Gene Ontology annotation, molecular function: protein kinase activity; ATP binding; protein binding. The record is from RefSeq and is a predicted model, not a curated record. Gene Ontology annotation, cellular component: plasma membrane. NCBI's taxonomy places the organism in Eukaryota, Viridiplantae, Streptophyta, Magnoliopsida, Myrtales, Myrtaceae.
UUUGGAUUUCACCUGACAUAUUUUAAAAAAAUUUCCCAUCUUCCACUGAACUUUCACUGGGAUUUUCUUGUGUUGUCCCUCCAUUUUGCUCCCUGCAAGUACCAAUGGGGAUUUUCCAUUUUCUCUGCCUUCAGCUUCUUGUCACCCUCGUGUUCUUUGAACCAGCUUUGUCUGCUGAUGCAGAUGUUUACUCAGAGGCUCUUUUGAGUCUUAAAAAAGAGCUUGUUGAUGACCAGAACAGCUUGAGCGACUGGAUCUUGAGCCCUGGAGGGGAAACCUCACCAGAGAAAGUAACUGCAUGUUCUUGGUCCGGUGUUUCUUGCAAUGAAAACUCCACAUCAAUCUUGGGUCUUGAUCUAUCCAGGAAAGGCCUUGGUGGUGAAUUAUCUGGGAAGCAAUUCAGUGUCUUCAAAGAGGUGACUAUUCUAAACCUCAGUGCCAAUUCUUUCUCUGGGCAGCUUCCUGUGGGAAUUUUCAAUCUUUCUGGGCUGGCAACUCUAGAUAUCAGCAGAAACAACUUCUCUGGUCACUUCCCUAGCGGAGUCUCUGGUCUCAGAGACCUGGUAGUGCUUAAUGCAUUUAGCAACAGCUUUUCAGGCCCAGUGCCUGCUGAGCUCUCCCAGCUCGAACAUCUCAAGGUCCUUAACUUAGCCGGUAGUUACUUCAGUGGACCGAUUCCAUCUGAAUUCGGCUCGUUCAAGAGCCUCGAGUUCAUACACCUUGCUGGGAAUUCCCUGAGUGGGAAAAUCCCCCCAGAACUAGGGAAGCUCCAGACAGUGACUCAUAUGGAGAUUGGGUACAAUUCCUAUGAGGGAAGCAUCCCGUGGCAAUUGGGUAACAUAAGCGCGAUCGAAUAUCUAGAUAUCGCGGAUGCGAACCUAUCCGGGCUGAUCCCAAGUGAGCUCUCCAAUCUCACCAAGCUUCAGUCCCUUUUCCUCUUCAAGAAUAUGCUCACUGGAUUGAUUCCAGGAGAGUUCAGCAGAAUGAUCUCCCUCACUGACUUGGAUCUUUCGGUUAACCUGAUUUCGGGCCCAAUCCCCGAGAGCUUCUCGGAGCUGAAGAAUCUGAGGUUGCUGAGCCUGAUGUAUAAUGAGAUGAAUGGUACUGUUCCUGAAGGUAUUGCUGACCUUCCAUCACUUGAGACCCUCCUCAUAUGGAAUAAUUACUUCACCGGGUCACUUCCAAGCAGUUUGGGGAAGAACAUGAAGCUUAAGUACAUUGAUGUCUCCACCAACAGUCUGGUAGGUGCUGUUCCACCUGAUAUCUGCUCAGGAGGUGUUCUUAUCAAACUGAUCUUGUUUUCAAAUAAAUUUGCGGGCAGUCUUCCUCCGUCUCUCUCGAACUGUUCUUCCCUUGUUCGUCUUCGGCUGGAAGAUAAUUCAUUAUCAGGGGAGAUCUCUCUGACAUUUAGCCUUCUUCCUGACAUAACGUACAUAGAUAUAUCAAGGAACAAUUUUACUGGUGGAGUGCCUGCAGAAAUACACCAAGCUUCAAAACUCGAGUACUUCAACGUUUCCUACAACUCGAGGCUAGGAGGAUUCAUCCCAGAAGAGAUAUGGUCUUUGUCAUUUCUUCAGAAUUUCUCCGCCUCCUCUUGUAAUAUUUCGGGGAACGUUCCUUCAUUUGAUUCAUGUCAAUCACUUUCGGUCAUUGAGCUGAAUGGUAACAGUUUAUUCCAAUCACUCCCCAAAAGUGUUUCUAGAUGCCAGGCUCUUGAAAGGAUCGACUUGAGUAACAAUCACCUGACAGGCCUUCUACCCAAAGAGCUCGCAAGUCUCCCUACUUUAAGGGUUCUCGACCUGUCACACAAUAAUUUCACUGGUCCAAUACCAGCAAAACUUGGUGAUCUUUCGAGUUUGCAAUAUUUGAAUGUGUCUUACAACGAUUUCACCGGUUCAAUCCCCUCGGAGAAGGUGUUCAGGUCAAUGGAUGGAAGUGCCUUUGCUGGAAACGCGAGACUAUGUGGAGAACCUUUGAGGCAAUGUCCUGGUUCAGUGGCCACAGGGAGCAAAGGCACAGGCAAGCUUCUGCUGGUUCUGCUACUAUGUGUGGGAAUAGUUGCUUUAUUUGCAGCACUAGCUUUCGGGUUAUUUUAUUUCCGGAAAGGAAAUAAAGGCCAGUGGAAAAUGGUUUCCUUUGAUGGGCUUCCUCGAUUUACAGCUAAAGAUAUUCUGAAAAGCUUCAGCUCUGCAGAAUCCGUAGAAUCAACAACUUCGCUACCUGCCUUGGUAUGCAAAGCCGUUUUGCCCACAGGAAUCACUGUAUUUGUGAAAAAUAUGGAAUGGGAUGCCAAAAGAAUGAAGGCCAUGAUGGAAUAUAUCACGAGAAUGGGCAAUGCAAGGCAUGUGAAUUUGAUUAGGUUGCUAGGUUUCUGUUACAACAAACAGAUGGCCUAUCUGUUGUAUGAUUACCUGCCAAAUGGGAAUUUGGCUGAAAAGAUGAGAAUUAAGAGGGACUGGAGUGCCAAGUACAGAAUUGUGAUGGGUGUUGCAAGGGGCCUCUGUUUCCUCCACCAUGAUUGUUAUCCUGCUAUUCCCCAUGGAGACUUGAAGUCGAGUAAUGUGGUGUUUGAUGAGAAUAUGGAACCGCGUUUGACAGAGUUUGGACUCACUUAUCUGGUCCGGAUGAACAAGGGUUCAAUGGGAGGAACAGUUUCUAACCUGGAAGCAGAUAACAAUGCCAUACGGGAGCAGCUCCAAAUGGAUGUUUACAACUUUGGGGAGAUCAUUCUAGAAAUUUUGACGAACGGAAGGUCGGCAAAUGCGGUGGGAAGCAUACGGAGCAAGCCGAGGGAUGUUCUUGUGAGGGAAAUCCUCAUAGAGAAUGAGGUCGGUACCGAUCGCUCAUUGCAAGAGGAGAUAAAAUCAGUGCUUGAAGUCGCCAUGCUCUGCAUACAAAACAGGGCAUCUGACCGACCAUCCAUCAGCGAUGCACUGAAGCUCCUGUCAGUGUUGAAGCCACCAAGAAAGUGACGCCUGCACAGGAGUAAUACCAAUUCACCAUGAAAGUCUUGAGUGUUUUGUCAAAUAGCUAUUAUAGAAUACCUGAUUGCUUCUUAAUUUUCAGCAUGAAAGUGCUUGCUGUUCUAAAAGCCCCCAAACUAUAGUCUUGUGUAUUCCUAGAGAAUAGUACUGAGUGUCAUACUUCUUCCCCUCCCCUGCAUUAAGCAAAUGAAAUAUCUACCAAAUUUGGUGUUUCUCGCAAA